AAAAAUUUCUUAUGUCAUUAGCAGGGCUCGUAAGUUCAUGCAUUUGCAUAUCAAUCUUGCUAAGUUGUAUUUAAUGCUAGAUGACAUAGAAAUCUAUUUCAAGGUACCACAGUUAAAUAUGUGAAAUCUUAUUUUGCAUGUUUUUGCAUAUUUAGAGGUUUUUUGCCUAUUUGGCAUAUUUAUGCAUACUUCUACUUUAUCGGGCAUAUUAUACAAUAUUCUAUUAGCAUCUAUCAAAAAUGCAAAUGAAAAAUAUGUAUAAAAUUAAAAAUAGAAAUUGUAUUAUCUUUUCUUUUCUUAUCUUCUUGAUACUCGUAAAUUUAACAAUAGUUUCUUGGAACGACUAGGUCUACGAGGACUAACGACAUCCGUCCAUAAACCGCGUUAUCGGGGCCUACGAAUACCUAUCGAUUCUACGAACCGUCCUUUUAUUCUAACUGGAGACUGUUUCAGUCGUUAUUUUGACGUGUGUGCGUGUAUGUUUGUUUCGUUAAAUCCAACAAUAAUAUUAAUAUCCAACAUGCCGAAAGAAAAACCGUCUUCGGCCUUCAAACUAAAGCAAUUAGUUACUGAUUUUGGUGAAAAUAUAUUCUCAACCGACAGUAAAAUAUUAUUUUGCAAGGUUUGUGAAAUAAAAAUAGCUAGUGAAAAACGCUUUAGUAUUGUGCAGCAUAUUAAUACUGAAAAACACAAAGCAUCACUUAUUCGAUUUCAAAAAAAUAAUGAGCGGAAAAAUUUGCAACAACUUAUGCCUACAACUUCAAAAAAGUCAGACUUUAAUCUAGAUUUAUGCGGAGCUAUGUUGCCAGCAAACAUUCCGUUAAACAAUCUGGCCAAUCCACAGUUUAAAAGUUUUCUCGCCAAGUAUACUGGACAAAAUAUUCCUGUCGAAUCUACAUUGCGGAUUGGAUAUAUUGAUGACUGCUACACCGAGAAAAUGAAUGAAAUCAAAAAACUUAUCAAUGGGAAAAAAAUAUGGAUUUCAAUGGACGAAACGACUGACAUCGAAGGAAGGUAUAUAGUCAACACAAUUAUUGAUAUUCUGUCACACGAUGUCCCCGGUGAAAUAUUUUUAAUUAAUGUCGAAGAACUUGAUAAAACAAACCACAGCACUAUUUGUAAAGCGUUUGACAGAUCAUUGUUCUUAAUUUGGCCUGAAGGGUUACAUUUUAAUGACGUUCUGUUGUUUUUAACAGACGCGGCGCCUUAUAUGAAGAAAGCAGCACGUCAUUUACAAGUAUUUUACACUAAAAUGGUGCAUGUAACGUGUCUUGCGCAUGCAUUACACCGAGUAGCAGAAGACAUUCGUUCACAUUUUCCUGUUGUUGAUGAUUUAGUGGCUAAUGUGAAAAAAAUUUUCCGCAAAUCCCCACAUCGCUUACAAAUAUUCAAAACACUUGAACCUGAUUUACUUCGGACUACCCGAAGACAUGACCCUUGAUGAUUUUUCGUAUUUUAAAUAUGCACCAAUCACCUCUACUGACGUUGAAAGGUCAUUUUCAAAAUACAAAAAUUUAGUCACAGAUAACCGUCGUUCAUUAAAGCUUGACAACAUUAGAAAAUCGAUGAUAGUACAAUGUAAUUUCUAAGUUUCAGAUUUAAAAUGAAUAACUGACAAAGACGAUGUAACACAGUUCAUGAAGCUCAGGAAUAGUAUUAAAUAGUAUUUAAAAUCUAU
This is a messenger RNA of Acyrthosiphon pisum (pea aphid), 1678 nucleotides long. RefSeq lists its product as uncharacterized. The record is from RefSeq and is a predicted model, not a curated record. Gene Ontology annotation, biological process: regulation of transcription by RNA polymerase II. Gene Ontology annotation, cellular component: nucleus. Gene Ontology annotation, molecular function: double-stranded DNA binding. The coding region runs from base 479 to 1441 and encodes 320 amino acids. The transcript has 2 exons. Lineage: Eukaryota; Metazoa; Arthropoda; Insecta; Hemiptera; Aphididae.